Molecule: messenger RNA, 1845 nt
Organism: Mizuhopecten yessoensis (Yesso scallop)
Lineage: Eukaryota; Metazoa; Mollusca; Bivalvia; Pectinida; Pectinidae
Exons: 2
Coding region: 1-1845 (614 amino acids)
Biological process (GO): DNA integration
Molecular function (GO): nucleic acid binding
Source: RefSeq, a predicted model, not a curated record
AUGGAUGCUUACCUGAGAAGGUUUGAGACUUUCGCGAGAUCUCAGCAAUGGGAGGAGGUCAAGUGGGCCAUUGGGCUAAGUACGUUGUUAAAGGGAAAGGCACUUGAGGUAUUUGCGCGACUCGCUCCCGAGCAGGCUUUGAGUUAUGCAGAAAUCAAAGCAGCGUUACUGCAAAGGUUUGAUUAUACAGAAGACGGCUUCCGUAAAAGAUUUCGCGACUGUGGUGUGGAAUCGUCGGAGACUUUUGUACAGUUUGUGAUGCGCAUUGAGAAUUAUCUAACAAGGUGGAUUGAAAUGGCCAAAUGUGACAGAACAUUUGGGGAACUUGCGGAUCUUAUUCUCAGAGAACAGCUAUUGUCGGGGUGUACACUGGAUUUAGCAUUAUUUCUCAGGGAGAGGAAACCAGCUAAUGUGCAUCAAAUGGCAGAGUUAGCUGAUCGGUUUGUGGAAGCUCGCAGUGGUAAGGCGAAGGCAUUCACUCUGAAACCGACAUCACAGGGAAACAAGUUGACUAAGCCAGGUCAAAGUAGCAGUGGAGGAGGAGGAAAGCUGGUGACCCAGAGCAAGGGGGUUAAUCAUGAUAGAGGUCAAGGUUAUGGAACUAAACAGACACGGGACGCUAGGAGGUGUUUCAAAUGCGAUAGUCCAUAUCAUUUAGCAGCAAAAUGGCCGCAAACUACAGUAAAGGGAAAGGUGGCUGUGGGGACUGACAUUUCGGGAAAUGAGGGACGACACAACACGGACCAGAUUGUGUGUGACCAAAUGCCAGUUGUUAAGGGUCGUGUUGGUGAUCAAGACGUCGCAGUACUAAGAGACACAGGUUGUAGUGGUAUUGUCGUACGGCGAGAUUUAGUAAAUGACAAUGAAUUACUCAACAUGAUGCAGACAUGUAAGUUAGUGGAUGGACGGGAGAUCAGUGUACCAAUUGCUCAAGUCCGCCUAGAUACUCCAUACUACAGUGGCACUGCAAAUGUUUGGUGUAUGAAUUGUCCAUUAUAUGACGUCAUUAUAGGAAAUGUACCUGGAGCACGUGACUCGGAUAAACCUGACCCUAACUGGAAAGAGUCAGGGGGGGACAUUGGGGCCGUACAGACGAGGGAACAGAGGAAACGUGAGGAUAUAAAAACACCAUUAACUGUACCUGCGGCACUGAAGGAUGUUACUACUCCAGAUGAACUUGGGGAUGCCCAGAAGGCAGAUAAAUCUUUGAGGGCCCUAUAUGACUUGGUAGACAAGGGGAAUGUUAAACGAACGGUGACGGGAACGACGUCGCGUUUCUACAUUCGUAAGGGUCUACUGUUUCGUGAAUGUACAGACGAAACGUGUGUUUGUAAGCAGCUAGUAGUACCUGAAGACCAUCGGGAGACUGUACUGAGGUUGGCGCAUGACUCUGUUAUGGCGGGUCAUAUGGGGAUAGCUCGGACAACGGAUAGGGUACUUGCAGAAUUCUUCUGGCCGGGAUGUCGUGCUGAUAUAGAACGAUAUUGCAAGUCCUGUGACGCAUGUCAAAAAACGGUUCAUAAAGGGAGAAUCAAAAAGGCACCUCUGGGAGACAUGCCUAUCAUAGACCGUCCAUUUGAGCGAGUUGCAGUAGACAUUAUUGGACCUUUGAUACCGGCUUCAGACAGGGGUCAUCGUUAUAUUCUUACAGUUGUUGACUUUGCUACUAGGUACCCGGAGGCGACGCCACUUAAGCGUAUAGAAACUGAGGAUGUUGCAGAAGCGUUACUCAAAAUAUUUAGCAGAGUUGGUGUGCCCAAGGAGAUUCUGUCGGAUAGAGGGUCACAGUUCACAUCUGCCCUAAUGCAGGAGUUUAGUCGCAUACUAUCAUUAAGAACGCCCUAG